AAUUCUGAAAAUAGGUUUCAUGUGCCUACCCCCUGGGCAAUGCCCACAACUCAGCCAUUUGAAUGCACCUCCUCAAUGUGCCCAGCAUGCACACCCAUUUGAAAACGUGGCUCCAUAGCAGGGUGGAGCAUGGGCAAUGACUUGUCAACUUUGUGCCAGUCUUUCCUUGUUUAAUUGCAACCCGAUUUUCAGCAAGUUGUGAGUCAGAAUUGGUUUGAAGAGUUUGUACCAUCGCUAAUUUAGCUGGGAUUCUUGUAUGAAGAAAAGAUUAACCCUAACAUGCUGAUACCAUGGGAUUUAAAGCAGUAUCUUAGUGAGCCAGACAAGGGAUUAAUUUGUUAAUUCACCAGCACACAUUAGCAGAGUGUUUCCCCCCUAUUUUUAUAGUUAACAUGCUUUACGUCAAUUUGUUUUGUCACUGUGAUGAGUCCUCUCCUUGAUUAGCAGUGCUGCCAAUUAUUUUUAUGGGAAAAAUCUGCUUCUAGUGCCUGUCUCUAUGUUGCACACAAAAGAAAAAGCAACCGUUCCCAUGCUUUCUGCAAGCUUCGUACAGGGAGCUCUGCAUGUUCCACAGAGCAGCUGCAAAACCGUAUUGGUGCAGAUUUACAGCUUUGUCUUUACAGGGCUUGAAACUAAGAAUGUGUGAAAAGGGUCCUGAUUAGAUAUUGUAUUUUGCAGCAUCUGACAAAGACAAUAGAUGGAUAUUCCUGGUCUUUAGAGACUUGCUUGUGAUUAGACAUUUCUUGCUUGUGAUUAGACAUUCCAAAGCUUGCCUGUUCAGCAUUUUGUGAUCCAGAGGGUGUUCAAGACACAUCUUGCAGUAUGCGUGCAUUGAUUUAAAACCAGCAAGCAGAUGCAAGCCCGCAUCAAGACGGAGUGGAUGUUGCUGCUUGUGGUUAAUCAUGAAGGUACAGCUUUAUGUUUCUGAAAGCAUUUGACUAGAUGGAUGAUUUUGUCUAAGCAAUAGAUAUUAUUGCAAAGGAAGAUUUGAAAAUCAAGUUGUCUGCUCUCUUGUUUGCUUUACUAAGUUCAGUGCUUAUAUGUUUACUUGUAUCCCAGGGAUACCAUACUGUUCUCCUCUACCUGCACCAUCAACCACUGCUGCUUCUACUACUUUCAGUCAUCUUUUGAGUCCAGAUUUGAAGACUCGUUUAACAGCAUUUGGGACUAAAAUCUCCAGCCAUUCAGUGUCCUAUAGCCCUGUUCUCAGAGUCUGAGAAGGUUUGAGUACUCUCUAAGAUUUGGAUUGUGAAUAAAGAUUUAUUGCGGGAGCCAUGCAAGUUUCCAUAGCUUGUACAGAACAUAACUUGAAGAAUCGAAAUGGUGAAGACAGGCUUAUCAGCAAACAGAACACCACUACCCCAAACGUAGUGAAUGCAGCCCGGGCAAAAUUCCGGACGGUGGCUAUUAUUGCUCGCAGUUUGGGGACAUUUACCCCUCAGCACCAUAUCUCUUUAAAAGAAUCAACUGCAAAGCAGACUGGCAUGAAAUAUAGAAAUCUUGGGAAAUCUGGACUAAGAGUUUCAUGCCUGGGCCUUGGGACAUGGGUCACAUUUGGAGGUCAAAUUUCAGAUGACGUUGCUGAACAACUAAUGACAAUUGCUUACGAGAGUGGAGUAAAUCUGUUUGAUACAGCGGAGGUGUACGCAGCUGGAAAGGCUGAGGUGAUUCUGGGAAGCAUAGUCGAAAAGAAGGGCUGGAGGAGGUCCAGUCUGGUCAUAACAACAAAACUCUACUGGGGUGGAAAAGCUGAAACAGAAAGGGGGCUUUCAAGAAAACACAUCAUUGAAGGAUUAAAGGCUUCUCUCCAGAGACUACAGCUUGAGUAUGUGGAUGUUGUCUUUGCAAAUCGACCAGACAAUAAUACCCCAAUGGAAGAAAUUGUCCGAGCAAUGACACAUGUGAUAAACCAGGGGAUGGCAAUGUACUGGGGAACCUCACGCUGGAGUGCUAUGGAGAUCAUGGAAGCCUAUUCUGUAGCAAGACAGUUUAAUAUGAUUCCACCAGUAUGUGAGCAGGCUGAAUAUCAUCUUUUCCAGCGAGAGAAAGUGGAGGUUCAACUGCCAGAAUUAUACCACAAAAUAGGAGUUGGAGCAAUGACAUGGUCUCCACUUGCCUGUGGGAUUAUCUCCGGGAAAUAUGGAAAUGGGGUUCCUGAAAGCUCCAGGGCUUCACUGAAGUGCUACCAGUGGCUAAAGGAAAAAAUUGUAAGUGAAGAAGGAAGAAAACAGCAAAUAAAGCUGAAAGACCUUUCCCCAAUUGCAGAUCGUCUUGGAUGCACACUACCUCAGCUAGCAGUUGCAUGGUGCCUGCGAAAUGAAGGUGUGAGUUCUGUUCUUCUAGGAUCUUCCAAUCCAGAGCAACUGAUAGAAAAUCUUGGAGCUAUUCAGGUUCUUCCCAAGAUGACAUCACACAUUGUAAGUGAAAUAGAUAACAUUCUAGGGAAUAAGCCCAUCAGCAAGAAGGACUACAGAUCAUAAUGCAAUGCAUGGUUACAUAGGACUGCAUGGUUAAAAUAGUGCUCUGUAUAUAGUACAGUACUGAAUUAAUAUCCAGUCAUUAGACUCAUGCAGCAGCUUACUGCUCAGUCUCUAUUGUUACUGGAUUUUUCGAGGUGUGUGCUGUUGCUACCAAUCUGAAGUAAAAUUCAAAAGCACAGUUGAUCUCUCUUACAACUGAGAAUAUUCUUUGUAUAUUCUUAUCUCUGACUAAAGUCAUUGACUCUUACUUUUCUCUUAGCACCUCAUGCUUAUGCAGUGAAAUACACAUAUCAAGCAAAAAAAACAACCACCACAAAAACUAUUUAUAUCCUUUAGGUACUUGGUAAUUAAAGAAGGAUGUACAGAUAUAUUUUUUCAAUGAACAAAAACAAAAAACUUACCGUUUUAGUAAAAAUGCAUUCUAAGAAAUUUCAACUAGAUCAUAGAAUGAGUGAGUUCAAAAUUUUCAAAUGCAAUUUUUAUAUAGGCUUUAGGCUGUAGCUGAAAAAGGACCUUACAGUAAAAAGUCAGAAAAUUAAUUACUACAUCGUUCUACUUCUAAAUAGUCCAGUUAAGAAUUUUGCAUAUUGAGUAUGCUCAGCUGUUCAUUAUAUAAUUCACAGUUGGUGUAAAAUAUCAGAAAACCAGAUAUUUGUUUAGGUGAAAAGGUUACAUUUGCUCUGACUGUAUCCUGGAAAUCAGCCAUAAGUAGUAUUUUUAAACAAUGAGUUUUGUGAAAGUGUUUAAUCCUUACACAGGGAACACUGGUACAUUUAUCAGUUAUUCUGCCCAUUUUAAGAACAGCUUCAUAAAUAUAGUAACCUCACUUUGCUUUGUAAAAUGCAUUUACUAUAACUUCAGUAAGUGUAUUUCACACAUGUAUUGCAUACAUAUACACUUCCUAAAGAGUAUGGUUAGGUACAGUACAUAUAAGAUCCUUGUAUACCAUUUUCCUAACUUCAUACACAGGAGAGUUGCACACAUUUUUCAGAUAACAGAACAUAGAUACUGAUAUUUUUUAAGUUAAAAUGUUUUUCUUCUAUUUCAUCCAAUGAUCUAUGGUGUGUGUAAAUGAACUUAGCUGCUGUAUAUUAGAACCACAAUCUAACUUCUGCUUGUACACAAUAAAAGCAUUUUGUGCAUCUAACCUUAUAACGAGAACAUCUAUUACAAUCAAUUAUUUUGUUUUUAGGACAAGAAAAUGCAUAUAUUACGCUCAGCAGCAAGGUGAAAAUAGUUUUGCAAGAUCCAUAAAAAUAUUAAAUGAGAUUUUCCAUUGAAAUGAAAGAGAUGUAAAUGUUUUCUUGGGCCCAUGAAGAUCUUACUACUUUUUCAGUGAUCAGCCGCCCAAAAGAGGGCGCAUGGAGCAGAAAAAAGCUAUUAUUGUUAGAUGAGGGGGACAUCCCAUACAGUAUGUUUCACCCACAGCUUUUUACUGAUCAGUGCUGUAUGCUUAAAAUGUUUAAUGCAUAGUUUAAGACACAUUUAAAUAAAUCAGUGCAGUUUCUUGGCUUCUUAACUCUUGUGUGAAGUGGAAGGGCUUCAGGAGUUAGUAUACGUUACAAAGGUGAAAAAGUGAAAUGCACUUUUUUGCAGGGUACUGCCUGAACUAUUCCCUUAUUUAUGUGACGGUCCCUUUUCUCUUUUAGGACACAUUCCUUGUUUCCCCCUCAGUCAUACAGAAAUCCUGCACUCUCUCUGUGUAAGCCAAAAUUAAGAAUUCUUGCCUGUUACAGAGAUUAAUGUAAUAAAUACUCAUUAAAAAGGGAGAUGGCACUGUCCAUUAUUCAGAGA
Dermochelys coriacea (leatherback sea turtle) is the source of this 4274-nucleotide messenger RNA. It is a transcript of the gene KCNAB1, whose product is annotated as potassium voltage-gated channel subfamily A regulatory beta subunit 1. Gene Ontology annotation, biological process: negative regulation of delayed rectifier potassium channel activity; potassium ion transport; transmembrane transport. Gene Ontology annotation, molecular function: potassium channel regulator activity; transmembrane transporter binding; voltage-gated potassium channel activity. The record is from RefSeq and is a predicted model, not a curated record. NCBI's taxonomy places the organism in Eukaryota, Metazoa, Chordata, Testudines, Dermochelyidae. Gene Ontology annotation, cellular component: cytoplasm; juxtaparanode region of axon; membrane. The transcript is spliced from 14 exons. The coding region runs from base 1275 to 2480 and encodes 401 amino acids.